AAUUGAUUUUGCAAGUGUUGCUUGCUUUACUUACAGCUAUGGCGAUAAAAUCCAAUAAUAUGUAUCAAGAGUACUCUGACAGAACAAUGGUUCUUGUAUUGGACAUGACAAUUUAAGUAGCUGAGGAACAAAUGAUUCAUCUAAUGUGCCGCCAAGAAAAGCAUACAUUGAACGCUUCAAUCAUACUCAAUCAUUUGCUUAUCAAAAUAAAGCGUCUUAACAGGUUUGGAUAUACAUUUGAUGCAAACAAAUUAAAAGUUGAUAACAAACAAAUGUGAUCUACUUGGAAUAAGAACCAGGAUGGCGGCAAUGUGAUGUGAGGUUGGGAAUUUACACGAAAUGUUGGCGGCCUAAACACGUCGGAAACUUUUCUUCCUUACGCGAUGUGAUAUAUUGUGAAACAAAAAUGCAUUAGAUAAAAAUAAAACAUCUUGAGCAUAUCAAGCACGGAUUUAGCAACACUUUAUUUCAAACAGGAUAUGAAGCUGUUACUUUUUUGUCGUUCCUUACUUAUCAAGAAUUGACACUGGGACUUUACGCAUAAUAAUGAUUGAAUGCAUUGAAUUGAUUUAUAAUGUUUACCAAGACUGUAAACAAAUUGUAUAAGAAGUUAAACUCUACAUUUUCCGACACCUUACAUGGCAUAACUCAACAACACGCCGCAGCUACUGUUGAUGUGACCAAUCAAACACCGAGAUUCUCGCUUGACAACAGGCGCACAAGCACCUUUACAACGCAGAGUGGAUUUGAUCCCUAUCUUUUACAUCCUACAUCCUUAACUACAUCACGAAAUAUAACACACUCCACAAUGACUCGCAACAUUGUUUCAGCCUUCACGGUAAACGGUGGCGAAGCCUUUGACAAACCCCAUCACACAACAAUGGUCGCAGUUUUACUCGGAAUUUUUACAAUUAUAAGCAUUACCAUGGCGGUGUCUGUUUUAGUGUUCUGUAGGAAAAAGAAUUCGGUAUUUAUGUUACAGAAAUGUGACCAGGAUUCCGAUAUAGAUUUAGAAAUGAAUGAUAUGAAUACUGAAGUUGAAACAUCUGAUUCGGAAUAUGAAUUCAUUGAAUCAACAUCUCCACAACAUGCAACUAGGAGAUCACAAACAUGUCCAAAUCUAUCAACAUACAAUGCCGAUAAAGAGGGUAGCUGUCAACCAAAGAAUUCAGAGAAAUACAAUAGGUGUUCUUUGAAUAAAAGUAGAAAUCAAUUGAAAGGUUCACCAACAUUAACUCCACUGCUGAUUUCAUCAAGUGCUCAUAAUGACAAAACUGAAAGUCAACUUUCGCAAAGUUUCUCAUCAAAGUGUACAAAUAAUAAAGGUGCUGCUACAUUAAAAAUAUCAGGGGCUAUGUGCAACAGAAAUAGAAAAGACAAGUACGAACGAAGUAGUAGUAAAGAUAUCAAAGACGAGAGUGAAAGAGACACGUUUCUAAUCAGGGAUGGUUCUAACAAGCCAAAGAAGUUAAAAAUGAAGAAACAUUCCACCAUAAGACAACAAAAUUCCAAAAGAAAUAAAAUCUUAGAACAUAAAACACUUGACAUAAAUGAAACAAAUUCUGAUUACAAUUCUAAAAGAACAAUUAGGGAUCAACCAUUUUGUGAACGUAGAAAAGAAGUUAGUAACAAUGAAUGCUAUCAGUUGAAUACAAGCAUUUUAAAAAUGGAAUCUGUUGAAGAUGAUGAUAUAGUGUAUGUUUCUGAUGGAGAGGUUCAUCUUCUAGACAAUUUAAAUGGUAAACUGGAAAUUUUAUGAAUGAACGCAUAAAAUCUUAUCCGUCACUAACUUAAAUGGAAUUACAUCUUUUUGACUUUAUUCACUUUUCUAUUUUUAAGUUAUCAGUUAUUUAAAAACAAUUUGUUACGCAAUAUAAUUUCAAAUAUAACAAAAAACAACAACAUUAUAUUUAGGAUACACAAAAUAGAGAAGAUCGCAGAGUCAUUAAACUUAAUUUGGUUUCAAAAUAUUUCAUAAAACAAUAUUUAAUAAAUGACAACCUUUUUU
Molecule: messenger RNA, 2008 nt
Organism: Ruditapes philippinarum (Manila clam)
Lineage: Eukaryota; Metazoa; Mollusca; Bivalvia; Venerida; Veneridae
Exons: 2
Coding region: 575-1759 (394 amino acids)
Source: RefSeq, a predicted model, not a curated record